GAAAAGUACAAAAGAAGAGGUUUGGAUUUUGACUGACAGUGGGGUAGUAGACACUGCCGGGACAGCGCCAUCAGCGGAGCCGCCGGAGCCUACCAUGCGCCAUGACGGCGAUCGAUGCGAGCGUUUCGGAACUGUCGUCAUCGUUGGCUGUCAGACGUCCCCUGUCGAUGUUGCUACCGCCUUCGCCUUCAUCCGAAUUCGCCCUGUUCGCCUCAGCGUCGAGCACUAGCAACAAUCACAGCGCGUCGCAGGCCAUUAACGCAUCACCUGGCGGCGGUGGGCCCACCAACGGCGUCGUUGUUUUACCUACCGAAUUACUCCUGUCCUCGCCUGUUGCCACGGAGUCGUCUGCUCUUCAACUGGUCGGUUGCUAUGGCGACCAUUCAGCCACUCACGCAUCGGAAGAGAGGAGGCAUCUGGUGGCCGGUGUAGGGGAUGUCAGCCGGUGUAGUAGCAAUGGCAGUAAUAACAAUUGGCUGGCCGAUUUGAGCGUCGAAGUAUGUAAAGUGGAGACGAUCGGAGAAGAAGGAAGUGACAAUAGCGGCGCAGGAGGCGCAGGAGGAGGAGGCGAGUGCGGUGGCGGCAGUGACGAUUGGGACGAGUCCGUUUUUUUCGAAGCCGCCGCCGCCGCGGCCGCUAGUUGUUGCGCUAGCGGACAGGCCAGCCACCUGCAUCAGAAUCAUCACCACCACCAACACGACGUCAGCAACAACCUGGACGUCCUGCUGGGCAAUCCCAACCUCCACCAUUCGAGUGGCGGCACUGAUCUGCUGGAAUUGGACGUUCAAAAUUGUUGCACAGUCGAUUUCCCGUUGUCUCCUAAACAGCUGCUGCUGGGCGGCGGUGGUGGAGGUUCGUCGGGCAAUAGCCGGAGCAGCAGCAGCAGCAUAAGCAGUAGCAGCAGUAGCAGCAGUAGUAGUAGUAGUAAUAGCAACAGCAGCUGCUGCUGUCCCGAAGACGGCCAACUGAUUGCCAGUGCCAGUGGAUUGUUGUCGUCCCCUCCAUCGACGCCGUCGCCUUCGUCUUCAGGCGGUUCGACACGACAACUGCAACCGCAGCAGCCGCUGCCGCAACCGCCGCAGCCCUGCUCAGUAAGUGACAAAAUGUGCAGCAAAGUGUUUACCAGCACGUCGGCGCUGGCCAAGCACAAACUGACGCACAGCGACGAGCGCCGAUUCUCCUGCCAGUUGUGCGGCAAAGCCUUCAAACGCCAGGAUCACUUGAACGGACAUUUGAUAACGCACCGAGAGAAGAAGCCAUUCGAAUGCCGGGCAGAUGGCUGCGGCAAAUCUUAUUGCGAUGCCCGAUCGUUGCGUCGACACCAGGACAAUCACCACGCGCCGCCGGGCAGCUUAGCCCUUGCCGGGACGAUCCAGCAGCCGACGAGUCCGACGGCCGGACUGGCUUCUUCGUUGCCUUCGAGAUCGGCCUCAUCGGCGUCGUCCAAUGCUGGCCUCUUUAUCAGCGAACUGAGCGGCGGAUCGCCCGGUCUUGUGAUGCCCACGCCUACGGCCGGACCGACGCACUAUCCGGCGCCGGGCAGCAACGGCAGCUCGGCGGCAUCCAGCGGCGCAAACGGUGGCCAUUUCCAGGUGAAUCAGACGCCGGAAAACGGCCAGCAAUUCGCCGGAUGGGUGACCAGUUCGGCCGCAACGUCCGGCCACGAUUCCAUCAUCUCGCUGGAUUCGUGCGCCGCGCAGUACGGUCCCGUCCCUGCCGGCACGGCCAACGGCGAUCGUUACCUGCCGGCCGAGAAUCAGGUCGACGGCCAUCAAGCGCAGGUCACCUGGACAUCGGCACCGGCCGAAAGCGUGUCGCCUUCGAAGGGAGGCUCCAAGAAGCCUGGAACAAAUGCAGCCGGCGUGAAAAUAGCAGACAAGUCAAGUAACAAGGUCGACGGUGCUGGAACGAAUGUCAAAAUUGCCUCGUCUCCGUCGAUGGCCGCGUCUGCUGGUGUCGUCGUCGUCAAAUCAACGAAGAAGGCGAAAGGAUCGAAAAUGCCACACGCUCCGAAUGGCAAGGCCGCGUCGGGAGCUACCAAGAAUAAUGGCAAUUCGAAGAAGAUUGCGCCGGAUUCCAGCAUCGCAGCCAAUAACGACGGCCUGACGACGCAGCAGCUGGAACUCAUCCAGGAGAUAAUGCGGCAGACGCAGGAGCAGCACAGGUUGAUGCAGGAAGAGCAGCAACAGCACAUCCAGCACAAACCCGCCCAGGCUUCGCAUCACGCCUCUUCCGGCCCGGCCACGGCCAAAGCCAAGAAGGCCAACAAUAAGGUCAAAUGGACGUCUCCCCCGCCUUCGACGGCCAACAGUGGCGACCCGAAUCAAGCGUCGGGUCAAUCGACGACAGCGUCCAAUGCAUCGGCCCCCCCUGUAGGGGACCCGUCGGCGGCCAAUGGAGGCGUUUCCGGCCGUCCGGUCGAAUGCAACGUUUGUCAGAGGCGGUUCAAGAACACGCCGGCCCUUAACGGCCACAUGCGUUUGCACGGCGGGUUCUUGAAGAAGGAGGCCGAGUGUAGCGCAGCCAGCGGAUCGGCAAACGGAUCCGGCGGAGGGGGUAGCAAUGGCAAUUCGGGCGGAGGAGGAGGCGGAAGCGGCGGCGGAAGCGGGAAAAAACCGGGCGAGAGUAAGAAAGAUCCCAACACUCCGCCGCUGUUGACGGCGUCCGUCUCGGUCCGGGCGCUCAUCGAAGAGAAAAUCAUCCAGCGCCGGAAUAAUAUGGCGGCCAAUAAUCCUUCGUCGUCUGCACCGACCUGUUCGUCCUCGGCUUCUACUUCAGGUACGACGUCCGUCGUCGCUACGGCGUCCACUUCGUCAUCGUCGACCAGCAGUUCGGUUGUUGUUGUCCAGCAAGAGCAACAACAACAUUCUCAUGCCUUACCCAUCUCAGUACAAUCAGUCAAUCCAGCGCCGGAAGCGUCCGUCAUGUUGAUGGACGUCCUAGAAGAGGAUCAAAGGGAAUCGAUGGAUGUCCAAUCGCAACAGCCGCUCGUCCCCAAAUUAGAGCCCGAAGGCUAUUUCGAAGGAUCACUUUUAGCCCUGAGCCCAGUCAGCCUGCACAGGGCCUUGGAAGGUGAUAUGGAUGCCAUACCUGAUGACGAUCCGGCAAGUAACGAAGGCGCUUCCGGAUUGCACAAUUUGCAUCAUCACCAUCAUCACCACCACCACAAUCAUCACGGUGAAAAUUUCUUCUCGACAUCCUCUUCAUCGUCGUCUGCUCUAAGCGAAGUCCCUCUGCUGGACGAUUCCGUUUUCCAUCAGGUUUCGGCGGCUGCCGCUUCGGCGCUGCUGUCGGAUAUUAGCAGCUUGGAUUUGCAAUCGUACAUGGACAGCGGCAACGGCGGUGGCAAUCACAAUCAGCAACAGCACGGCCAAAAUGGUGUCGGGCAGUACUCUGACCUGUCGCAAUAUUUGGCCAGCAGCGCCGCAGAUCACGUCAACGAGUCGGUCGUGGUCGAUUCGUCCGGCAUGUACGGACACGAUGCCGGAAGCGGAUUUCAGCAUCACUCUGACGGAGGCUACGUCUACCACCAGCACGAGACGAGUGUAGGUGUCGUUGCUGGACUGGUGAGCGCCGCCUUCGGCUUCGAUCCGUCGCCAUCGACGCCGCUAUCGUCGCUCUGCUCGCCGCAGCAUUACGUCCAGCAUCAGUACCAGCAACAUGGCCAUCAGCCGGAUUACACGCACAACAGCAGCAGCGUCGAUACGUGCUCCGGUGGCGGAGGAGGAUAUCAGUCGAUGUUGAUGCCGGGCGUCGAUGCUUCGCCGUACACGCCCUCGCCAUCGCCCGUCAGUCCAUCCGUCACGUGCUCCUCUCUUCCGCACAUGCAGCGCUUCCAGCCUCAACAACAACAACAGGACGCUGUCGGAUUCUAUUCCACGUCGGGUUUCUCGGCCCACAAUCAAAGCAAUUUCAUGAUCGACUGCGCCAACAGCGUUUUGUACAACAUGGAGAGCGGUGGCGGAGGAGGCGGCUGGGACCACGCGGCCGAUUUGACGGCCGUCGCCACUGAGGCUCUUCCGCAGCUGAUCCAGGAACAAGAGCAGCCGUCGGACCAGAUGGAUCAACAGCAGCAAUCGUCGCCCGUACUGCUCAAGCCCGUCAAGGUGAAGAAGAGCCGGCCGUCGAGAGCCAAGAAGAGCAACGCCACCGACGCUGAGACGGGCGAUGUUAAAAAACGCAAGACGAUGGCCGUGACGGGCAAGAAGUGCAACAAGCGCAGCGACGAUGCCGAUGACGUGUUGAUGCUGGGCAAGGGCAAUAGCGGAGGGAAAGACGACGGCCAGUUUUACAGCGCCAUGAAUUUGACGAGUUCGGCGGCCGGCCGUCAUUGCCUCAUGUUGAAUCCGAAACGCAACGGAGCCGGACUUUAUUGGAAUCUAGUCAGGGACAAAGUGGUGAGUCCGCCACAAGUCCCGUCCAGCUGUGCGGCGAGCGGGGGGCGCCAGAAGAGCCGCGUCCGCGUCGGCAAGGACCACCAGUGCGCGGCGUUGCCUCGUUGCAAGAAGAAAGAGGCCAACAAAGAGAAGGAGUCGGCCGUCCUCUGCUGGAGCGCAAAUUUAGCCGCAGGCCAAUCUACCGAGCUUGGCCGUCUGCUGGCCUGGUCGCGUUCGCCCGCCUUGCCGGGACCGAAACGCAGCGAAGAAGAGGUACUGGCCGUCGUGACCCACUUUCACGGCGAUAUCCAAGCUGCCAAAUUGCACUUGCUGACUCAAUCACCCAGCCAUCACGUUCUCAAUAAGUGGACGCCCGAAGAGAUGGCCGUCUUUCACGGCGCUUUGCUCCAACACGGCAAGGAUUUCCCCCAAGUUGCUCAACACUUACCGUCGAAAACGGCCAGCCAGUGCGUCCAAUUUUAUUACCUCUGGAAGAAAGUGUGCCGGCCUCAAGAGUACGCUUCAAUUAAGCGUUCCAUGGUCGGCGGAUCGACAGCCGCCCCUCAAUCAUGCAGUCCUAGUCUGAUGGAUGAGACUAGUCUUUGCGAUUGGCGUGACGUUGGAUGCAGCGAAAAUGAUCUGAUUAGCCUAACGCAAACGUCUGUCGUGGCGACGGCCGCAUCGCAAGACUGCUCCACUUCCUCUUCGCCCUCUAUGUUGCUGCUCUCCUCCUGUGAGUUUGCCGACUGCCCUGCGAUUUCCAGUAAUCGAGCGACUGCGCGACGCUAUCAAGGCCAUCAAUCUAACGCUUCGCCUUCAAUCUCCCUGGCCGAUAAAUUGUAUCCGUGUUCAGUGUGUCACAAGGUGUUUGACAAAGUCAAGAGCCGGAGCGCCCAUAUGAAGACGCACAAAUCGGCUUCGACGGCAGCAGCGGCCGCUGCGGCGGCGGCCUCGACGUCGGCCAACGGACAAGAUAAUUGCUCGUCACUUGCGAGUAAUAAAAAUCGCAAGAGUCCUCAUCAUCAUCAUCAUCACGUUCAUCAUCACAAAUCGCCAUCGCUAGCAGGCGGAGGAGCUCUAACUCCGGCGUCGCCCGUCUCCACCACUUCGCACUCGUCGCUCUCAUCCACCUCCUGCUCGCUUCCGUCGCCCUUCCUGCCGUCGCAGAGUCUCUUUUGAAACAAAUCUGUCUUGCGCUUUUUCAUCUAAGCCGCGGCGGACCAAAAAAAAAAUAAAAAAAAAAUAAAGGAAAACACACAAAGGCAAAGUUAGGUAACUCAAAUCAUUAUGUAAAUCACGCUAAGCCCCCCGCCCUACCCCUCCAGAAAGUCAGCUUCCCAUUUAAUCAGAAGCUCAAACAAUCUUUUUUUUUUUUUUAAAUCUUUAAAAAAAAAUGAUUGAUGUUAUCUCUUUUAAAAAACAAAUGCUCUUACGAUUCUGUAUGUAUAAGUUUCUCACACCAAGUACCGCGACGAAACGGGCAGUGCCUUUUUCAGUUUUAGGGUUUGACCCUCCCUCACACACACCCUAAUCUCCUCCCACCUUUUUUAAAUCAAACAAACAAAAAGGAUUGAUUUUUGUUUGUUUUCAAUGUUUGUUUUUUUUUCGUUUUGUUUGGCUUUCAUCAUUCAAACUGUUUCAGCGUGAUCUUGUUGAUUAUCAAUUCAAAAUUCGCCCCCCCCCCCCUUUUUUUUUUUAACUUUUUAAGAUAUAGACCUAUAUAUAUAUUAUAUAAACACUCUAUAUUUUCACGACUAGAAUCGAUUUCCGCCUUGCUGGUUGGUUGAGGUGGCGAUUUUUUGUAGGUACACUUUUUGUUUUUGUUUUCUUCUUCGUGUGCGUGCGUCUUUUGUUCGACGGGCACAACGUUUUUCGCCCCCGUGCGUGUGCAAUCACCAUCUUAAAAGCCCUGCUCCUCCUCACUCCUCUUUCAAAUGGGUAAAAGAGUAACAUCGAUUUAGAUUAAUCGAUUUCACUGCUCAUCAGCCAUCCAGAAUUUUUCAAAUUGAACCUUUACCUGGCCUGCUCUUCUCGUUAUAGUUUUGUGAAACUGCAAAACGAAAUUCGUUGUGCGUGAACGUGAAUGCCACCACUCAAACCCACGGUAUUGGCAAAGAAUUUUUCUUUUUUUUUAUAUCUAUCGUGAAUUUUUUAUAUUAGAAGUACCUAUAGCUUUGUUAUGUCAGAUGCUAGACAACAUUUUUUUUUUACGUCAGUCAGUCAUCACGACACAGUCAAAAGCAUAACGCCGGUGCGUGCAAAGCCAACGUGAAUGUAUCAGCACCUAUCCCAGUGUUCGUUUUUUUUUCGUGAUUCAACAAGCCAAUCUCGAAAGCGAAAGCGUCUUUUUACGAUGUACGCAGUAAAACUUAAUGCUAAUCUUUUUUUUUUUAAAAUUUGUUUGACAAAUGCGGAGAUACCCGUGAGAUGUAGAAAUCACCGUCAUAGUGACGUAAACACAAAACAAUAAAAAGGGAAGGGAUUUUUUUUUUUAUGAAAGAGAGAAAAAAGAAAAUCCCCGUGACCAAUAUAUCAAUAAUUUAGCUUGUUUUUUUUUUUUUUUUGGAAAUAAUAACAAUAAUAUAUUUUAUGUGACCAUACUUCAAUCCGAUUAUGAUUGGCACUCAAUUUAUUAAUCUAUUUUUUAAACAAAUCUUUGUUUUCUCUCUUUAAUCUCACGUCUUAAAAGAAAAAAUUCUUACCUCGAUCGGCGGAUGAAUUUUUUUUUUUUGUUGAAAUUUUAUUUGACGCAUUCGCACAUAUUGAACUUGUUAGCGUGAGGGCAAUGAAAAACGCAAACCGGUACGAAGAAAUAAUAAUUCUAAUAAUAAUAAUAAUAAUAUUAAUAAGAAAAUAAUAAGUAAUAAUUGUAAAGAAUUGAAAUCAUUGAUGUUCUUUUGAUUACUACAUUUCACCGUUUGGAAUCGUUUUUAUUUUUGACGGAAAUUUUACUUUCUUCUUACUAUUUCUAGAGCGUGAGUGUGCGUGAUUGCGUAGCCUCAAGAGUCUUUUUUGUCACCCACACGUCAUUCAAAAUUGUUUUAAUUUAAUUUUUUUUUUUUUUUGUGUUUAUCGAUUUUUCUCACUUUUGGUGCGUGUGAAUUUCUGUUUUGUUUUUCCUUUCAUUUCUGGGUUUUUUCCCCCCAUGUACCAAACGGAGCAAAGAGUGUGUGCCAUGUAGAUAGUGUACAGCAAAAGCAAAAGCAAAAACGUGGCGUGAUUUUUGCCAUCACUCUCCUACACCCUGACCGCCACAAUUAUGCAAAUGAAGCGUUCAAUCAACUACGCACCCACCAAAAUUAGAAACCAUCUGAUAAUUCUAGUUGACGAAAGAUAUUUGUAUACAAAAAAAAAAGAAAAAACAGACCUCCUCUCGAUUCACAAUGUAAUCCGAUUUAAUAUUUUUUUUUUGCUGAUUUCAUUUUUAUUUUUCGCGGUUUGGGUUUUUAUUUAAAAGAAAACAGUUUGCAAAUUCCCUCGUCUAUUUGUAUUAGGUCUUUUUUUUUUUUCUCUCUUUGACUCUUUUACACAAUUUGCCCUGAACGCUGUACUGCCCUCUCUUAUAUCAUUCUCCUCCUUUUUUUAUAUCCAUC
This is a messenger RNA of Daphnia carinata, 7969 nucleotides long. Its product is annotated as serine-rich adhesin for platelets-like. The record is from RefSeq and is a predicted model, not a curated record. Gene Ontology annotation, molecular function: transcription corepressor activity. NCBI's taxonomy places the organism in Eukaryota, Metazoa, Arthropoda, Branchiopoda, Diplostraca, Daphniidae. Gene Ontology annotation, biological process: regulation of transcription by RNA polymerase II; negative regulation of DNA-templated transcription. Bases 102 to 5555 code for a protein of 1817 amino acids. Gene Ontology annotation, cellular component: histone deacetylase complex; transcription regulator complex. The transcript has 12 exons.